ACGGCUCGAUACAAAUGAGAUGAGAGACAGAGAAUGGAAAAGUAGAUCGAGAGUUGGAUCUGUGGAUGGAGAUUAGGGUCUUCUUCAUCGUUGACAGAUGUCUGAAUUCGAUAAUCGUCAUAUCUCUUCGGCGAGCCAAAAGGCGUUUAAUGUCUUUGCUCUGGUGGUGCAAAGUUUGAACCUUUUGGGAUCAAGAGGCGGGUCUGUGGAUGUAGAUUGGAAUCUUCUGGUUCGUUGGAGGAUCUCUGAAUUUGAUGAUGGGAUCGCUAUAUCUCCAAAUGGCGUUUAAUUUAUUUUCUCUAGUUGCAAAAGUAUGGAUUUUUAGAAUUUUGUGGAGAUGAGAGAUCCAAAGGCGGGUCACUGGAUCUAUGAAUCUGAUGACGGGAUCUUCAUAUCUCUCUUCGUCCAGCUAAAAUGUAAUUUGAUUUAUUUGCUCUGGCGGCUUCAUCUUCAUUUCUCUGGAUCGUCAUAUUAUAUAUUUCCAAAAGGCGUUUAAUUUAUUUUCUGUGGUUGCAAAGUAUGGAACUUCAGAAUUUCGUGGAGAUGAGAGAUCCAUAGGCGGGUUGGUGGAUCUGAUGACGGGAUCUUCAUAUCUAUCUUCCUCGAGCCAAAAUGCAGUUUGGUCUGGUUUCAUUUCUUUGGAUUGGUUCUGGGAUCGAGAGGUGUAAUCUUUGGGAUGCUGAUUGGGUUUCGCAAGAAUUAUGAUGCAUCAUGGAGAUUAGCUGUGGAUGGAUAUUAGGAUCUUAUUGUAUUAGAUAUCAAGGAGGUAGAAAAUUCUGAUUGGGUUUCGCAAGAAUUGAGUCAUUCCAUUUCAAGUCUGAGAGAACUAAAGUCGAUUUGACUCGACUUUAUGCUCCUUGUAUUAGAUAUCAAGGAGGUAGAAAAUUCUUGUCUGAAAUUCGGCCUCGAAGUGAUAUUGUGAAAACAACACUGGACUUCUACAAUUCUCUCUCCAAGAACAAUACUGGUCCAUUGUGUGAAUGGGUAGAUGAUCCUCACGGCUUGGUCAACUCCUGUAUAGAGCUUCGUGUACCUAAUAGUGACUCAUUCAUGAUGUUCACUGUCAACGGCUAUUAUAAUGGCUUCCACUUAAUUGAGUCAUUUGCUUUUAAGGCUCUGAGGUCUGAAGUCGAUUUGACUCUACUUCCUUCUGGUAGCAUCAGACAGACCGGCGAUAGAGUGUUCUUGUCUGAAAUUGUGCCGCAGAGUGACAUUAUGGACGCGGUUAAAGAACUCGCUGAUGAGGUCACGGAGGCUGCUGAUGCACAGAGUGACAUUGUGGACGCGGUUAAAGAACUCGCUGAUGAGGUCGCGGAGGCUGCUGAUGCACAGAUUGACAUUGUGGACGCGGUUAAAGAACUCGGUGAUGAGGUCACGGAGGCAUAUCUUGACAGGAUUAGAAGACGGUAUAUUGCUGAGAAGUACAAAAAGAGGGAUGAACUGGCGGAAGUUGCGAGAAAACUUGCUCUGGAAACGCAGCAGCGUGAUUGGGAAAAGCAGCAGAAAGAGAAAAAAGAACAGAGGAAGUUGAAGAAAGCGCAGAAGUCCAAGAAAGAGGAGCAGAAGAAAAAGAAGAAAUGAGAUUUGCUGAGAAGAGUUCGACUUUAUUGUUAAAGGAUGAAGCUUUGUAAGUGAUAUAUACCCUAAGGAUGUAGGAAGAUGGGCUGAGAGAGCUGAGAUGAACGUUCAUUUGUCGGUUUCGUUCAAUGGCUGUGUGUGUCAUUCUCUGAGUCUCCAUCUCUUCUGUGUUCUUUGUUGGUAUGGUUCUUCUUCUUUUUCCCUUCUCUGUGCUCACUGAUGUCCCCAAGUUGUUGUUUCUGCUUUUGAAUCUUGAAUGAGCAUUAUCUACUGGGUUUAACUGAAGAAUUGAUCUUCCUCAAGUGCAAAUCUUUGAUC
Messenger RNA from Raphanus sativus (radish), 1896 nucleotides. Its product is annotated as nucleolar protein 58. The transcript is spliced from 6 exons. The record is from RefSeq and is a predicted model, not a curated record. Lineage: Eukaryota; Viridiplantae; Streptophyta; Magnoliopsida; Brassicales; Brassicaceae. The coding region runs from base 1051 to 1581 and encodes 176 amino acids.